This is a messenger RNA of Aspergillus pseudonomiae, 1059 nucleotides long. RefSeq lists its product as uncharacterized. NCBI's taxonomy places the organism in Eukaryota, Fungi, Ascomycota, Eurotiomycetes, Eurotiales, Aspergillaceae. Bases 1 to 1059 code for a protein of 352 amino acids. The record is from RefSeq and is a predicted model, not a curated record. The transcript has 2 exons.
AUGCAGUCUACGGGUGUAAAAAAAGUACGCGCUAGGCGAAACAAGAGAGGCCCUCGCCGAGUUCCACUCGACCAGACAGUGGUUUUCAACCAGGAACAGAGCCAGGACGACAGUGCCAACGUACCUAUCGGGCAACCACGCAUAAGCUGGCCAGACACCUUAGCUGCGCUCGAAAAGGAGUCGCUUGAUUCCCAAAUACACAGACACAAAGAAUGGAAACGAAACGGGUCCAUCCAUGAGGAUUACUGUCGCGUGUGUUGGGAGUCGGAUCGACUCGAGCCAUGCAUGACCUGCCGCCUGGCACUGCAUGGCGAGUGCAUGCCUGCUGGGUGGCUGCGGAACGCAGAAAACCAGCUCUUUUGCGCCGUGUGCGUGCGUCGCGGCUGGCAUGUAGCUCCUCCUGCGCUUACCCCACCCGCUUCGCCACGAUUGGCAGAGGGACGUGGUGGUCCUGCUGCGGCUGUUCCGGCAAUAGAGCUUGACAAUAUUUCUGUGGCAACUCCGCGCUCUCAUGCUGCACCCCUGCAUGGACAACCACAGGCCUCCUCAACGCAUGAACAAAGCAUCAGUGACAGACAGGAUAUACCAGCGACUGCUCCAGUCCAGGAAGCCUCACCCAACAAUGAAGAUAUCGGUGUAAACGGGAAUACACAGCCCAGAGUCUCGCAGCCGCCACGCCAGCGAAAAUCGCGGUAUAUAAGCCUGCGCAGCGAGGUCGAUGCCGCAUUCAAUGUGCUAUACCGAGAGGUUGAGGCAAGUGAAGCACUGAGGCUAGAAAAUGAGAACCUCCGCAAUGAAAAUGCCCGAUGCAUGCAGACCAUCCAGAUUCGCGACCUUAGUCUGAUGGCUAUGCGCCGGGAGUUAGAACAUCGGCGAUUCUCAGACCAAGACCUCGAAAGGCUGCAGGCGAGUGCGGCCCAGCUCGAACAUGCAAACAGGGAGCUUCAAGAGCUUCGAGCAAAGAAUGAGUCUCUAGAGGCAGAGCUGCAGGUUGCAAGAGAAUCGGCAAAGGAAGUCCAAGAUUGGAAGGCGAAAUUCGUUGAGCUGAUGAAUACGUGA